AACACUGCCCGGUCCUGAGCCAUCCUCACAAUUGUUAUGCUUGAGCUCAUUGUUGCAGCCACUGUGUCAGUCCACCUUGUUAAGGGUCUUCCUCUUUUCCACUGACCCUGCACUCUGCACUCUGCCAAGCAUGAUGUCCUUCUUGAGGGACUGAUCUCUGAAAUUUGCUGUCAAACGUUGAGCAGCUAAAGCAAAAGGAAGAAUUGAUGAAGUAAAAGAACUGAACAGAAAAUUGCAAAGGGUGGCUCAAGAAGACAGUAUUAUAAUGACACGUGCAAAGAGCUGGAAAUGGAAAAGCAAAAGGGAAGAACAUGCUUGGCAUUCCUCAAGCUGAAAGAACUGAAGAAAAAAUCCAAGCCUCGAGUUGCAAUAGUGAAGGAUUCUAUGGAAAAAAUAUUAGACGACGCAGGAAGCAUCAAAAGAAGAUGGAAGGAAUACAUUGAGUCACCUUUUCUAGAGAGUCCUUUUUCUGGUAUUGGAACAUAUAAACCUCGGGUUCGAUGUUACGACACCUACCAGUUAUCCUUGAAGUUUGAAAGGUGUUUAGAUUCAGAAGUUGUCACCUUUGAAAUUUUAUCUGAUGACUAUUCCAAGAUUGUCUUCUUACAUAAUGAUAGAUACAUUGAAUUUCACUCCCAACAAGGUUUUUACUACAAAACCAGAAUACCAAAGUUCGGGAGAGAUUUUUCUUACCACUAUCCAUCCUGUGACUUGUACUUCGUUGGUGCAAGCUCGGAAGUUUAUAGAUUAAAUCUAGAGCAAGGACGGUACCUGAAUCCUCUACAAACUGAUGCUGCGGAGAAUAAUGUUUGCGACAUAAAUUCUGUACAUGGCUUGUUUGCCACUGGUACGGUGGAGGGUCGAGUGGAGUGCUGGGACCCAAGAGCUCGAAAUAGAGUUGGCCUCCUAGACUGUGCAUUGAGUAGCGUCACAGCAGAUUCAGAGAUAAACAGUUUACCAACAAUCUCAGCUUUGAAAUUCAAUGGCGCCUUGACCAUGGCAGUUGGAACAUCCACAGGGCAGGUUUUAUUAUAUGAUCUUCGAUCUGAUAAGCCAUUGCUAGUUAAGGAUCACCAGUAUGGUCUGCCCAUUAAGUCAGUUCGUUUCCAGGAGUCAUUAGAUUUAAUUUUAUCUGCAGAUUCUCGAAUUAUCAAAAUGUGGGAUAAGAACUCAGGGAAAAUAUUUACUUCCUUGGAGCCAGAACAUGACAUUAAUGAUGUCUGCCUCUAUCCCAACUCAGGAAUGCUUUUUACUGCCAAUGAAACCCCCAAGAUGGGCAUUUAUUACAUUCCGGUUUUGGGUCCUGCUCCCAGGUGGUGUUCCUUCUUAGACAACUUGACAGAAGAAUUAGAAGAGAAUCCAGAAAGCACAGUUUAUGAUGAUUAUAAAUUUGUCACCAAGAAAGACCUUGAAAAUUUAGGGCUCACACAUCUCAUCGGAUCACCUUUUCUCCGGGCAUAUAUGCAUGGAUUUUUCAUGGAUAUAAGGCUCUAUCACAAGGUGAAAAUGAUGGUGAAUCCAUUUGCUUAUGAAGAAUAUAGGAAAGAUAAAAUUCGACAGAAGAUAGAAGAAACACGGGCACAGAGAGUUCAAUUAAAGAAAUUGCCAAAAGUUAACAAAGAGCUGGCACUGAAGUUAAUUGAGGAAGAGGAGGAGAAGCAGAAAUCUACAUGGAAAAAGAAAGUUAAGAACCUUCCUAAUAUUCUCGCUGAUGAUCGAUUUAAAGUUAUGUUCGAGAACCCUGAUUUCCAAGUAGACGAAGAGAGUGAAGAAUUCAGGCUUUUGAAUCCACUUGUUUCAAAAAUUAGUGAAAAAAGGAAGAAGAAACUAAGGCUUUUAAAGCAGCAAGAACUUCAUGAACAAGAAGAGGAAGAACCGGAGGGAAAACCGAGUGAUGCAGAAAGUUCUGAGAGUUCAGAUGAUGAAAAGGACUGGGUUGAAGAGGUCAGGAAACAGCGCAGACUUCUCCAUCAGGAGGAAAAAAUGAAGCGGCAGGAACGCGUCAAAGAGGACCAGCAGACAGUACUAAAGCCCCAGUUUUAUGAGAUCAAAGCAGGAGAAGAAUUCCGAAGCUUCAAAGACUCUGCUACAAAACAGAAGCUGAUGAACAAAACCCUUGAAGACCGUUUGAAACUUGAAGCAAAAAAUGGGACAUUGAAUAUAUCAGACACCACUGUUGGCAGCAAACAAUUGACGUUCACAUUAAAGAGGUCUGAACAGCAGAAGAAGCAACAGGAAGCUGAGAAACUGCAUCGACAAGAGAGGAAAAAGCUUCGCCGUUCAGCCAGUCACCUGAAGUCAAGACACAAACGAGGACGGCCAUUUCAUUGAAUUUGAAAAUGUCCCCACAGAACGCCGGUGAUCCCUGAGUGUGAUUUGGAAGGAGCACGUCACUGCCGUAUUGAUUAUCACUAGGUUAUAUUAAACACAGAGAAAGGGACAUACCUUUUUUAAGUUCCAUGUAUCUUCUUGAUACAUUCACAGAGGUAAAGACUUUAUAACUUGUCUCUAUGCCUUGUGGAUUGAUCUUCGAAGACUGGGCUCACACCAAAUAGUUAUUGCGUAGUUCUUGCUCCCUUGUAAACACUGCCUCUUUUUCCCUCGUUUUAAUCGAGGAAACCAGGUUAUUACUGUUUUUUAAUAUUGGGAAAUGUGUACAGUGAAUUGAAAGGUUUAUCCUGUACUGAAAAGGAAGAUUUAUCAUGUGCUAAGAACUUUUUUUGCUGCAGUGCCUACCGCCAGUCAUGGUUAAGCCACAGAGAGACACCGUGGCUGUUGACUGUGUAUAUCGGCCAUGUUUGUGUUUAUGUUUUAAGAAUGUGGUGAUUGAUUGUGUUAGUUUCAGAUUUUUUUUUUUUAAUUUUUAUACCAAGAAUAUUAUUUAAUGGUAACAACAGCCUAAAAAAGGAGCCCUGGUGGUACAGCAGUUAAGUGCACGGCUGCUAACCAAAAGGUUGGCGGUUCAAACCCACCCAGAAGCUCUGAGAGAGACCUGGCAACCUGCUCCCGUAAAGAUUAUGGCCUAGAAAACCGUCUGGGGCAGUUUUGCCCUGUUAUGUGGGGUACUGUGAGUUGAAAAUCAACUUGACAGCACACAACAACAAUAGCCUAAAAAAGAGAUGGAAAUUACUGGUUAUUCUUUUAGCAUGGCACAGAUAAACUAUAGGUUUUUGCCAUUUCUUAAGUGCAAAUAGAGAUAAACUGGCCAGAAAUAAAUAAAUACUUUUCAUUUGAAUAGCCUCUUUGAGAAAGACCCAUUCUUUGAGUUAAUUUGGAAGUUUGGUUUUCUUAGUUGCUCAGAUAUUAAUGUGCUUUUGGGGGUGCAUUUAUAGACUUUUUUAAAGUUUCUUUACAUACAACUCUCUGAACUGUAAAUGAUAGAAUCUUUGAAACUGUAAAUGAUGAAGCUGCAAAAAGGUAGAGUGCAUUAUUACUAAAACCAUGCUGUGGAACAUGUAACAGGUCUCAUGAACACCUAGAUCCAGGGCUUCAAGUUUAAGUCACAUCUACUUCUCCUUUCUUUCCUUUCCUCUGUCAACAUCGUUCCUUAUUUCUUCAGGUCUCUGCUUCUCUCUGGGUUGCAGUCAGUCCCUUUCCCCCAGGCUUUAUCUCUCCCUGCCCCCUGCUUCUCCUGUGCGGUCUGGCUUGCUCCACGGGGCAGGGAACAGCUUGGGUCAUCCGUUCACUCCUGUGGUCUGAGAGAUAGUGUCUCUUUCCACAAAAACUAUAUGUGUUGUGCAUGUGUGUGGUAUGUAGAAUAUAUGUAUGUGAGUGUGCCCACCCACUGCCAUCGAGUCGUGUGUGUGGUGAUAUAUCUGUGUGUGUGUGCAGGCAUAGUAUCCAGAAAGAAAUUCUUGUUAUUCGGGGAGCCAACCCAAUUUGUGUUGUGUUAACAGAUUAAGUCCUCAAGUUAUUUAAAUCUCUGGUUACCAACCGUUUUCCUUUUUCAGCUUCUUAUCCCCUAAAAUCAUAUUCGUGGACCACCUCUUCCCAAAGGAAGGUGCCUUGGCUUUCAUGUUGCUUUCUUUUCUCUAUUUCCCACAUUCCUCCCUUAAGGAAGGAGAAUAUAGAAGAAAUCAGAGAGGGAUUUGGACUGACACUCUGCUGCCUGGAAUUUUUUCCCCAAGGGUUGGGUGGUUAUGCUCUAGUCUAGACUUAUGUCCUAAGAUAAGGUCUUCCACACCUAUACCUGGUUUCCACGGCUCCUUCUUUUCUUCCUUCUUUGGGGGGACCUUGUUUCGUUAGGAGCCAGUAUGCUACAGUGUUAAAUUCCAUUAGCAGUGCUGAAGGGUAAGAGGAGGACUUAAAAAACUAGAAAGUCAGACCAUCCCCAGAUCAAGGAAGAAUCAAAAAACACCCAAACUCCUUUUUGCUGUCGAGUUGAUUCCUACUCACAGUGACCGUGUAGGACAGAGUAGAACUGCCGCGUAGGGUUCCCAAGGAACAUCUGGUGGAUUUGAACUGCUGACCUUUUGGUUAGCAGCUGAGCUCUUAACCACUCUGCCACCAGGACUCCUGAGGAAGGAUCAAAAAAAAAAAAAAAAAAAUUUUUUUUUUUUUUUUUUUUUUUUUUUUUUGAGGAAGGAUAGUACAGAUGAAUUCUGGAUACUUAGUGGGCAGAGCUUGGGUUUUGAAACCAGGCAGACCCAAGGCAGAAUCCUAGCUCUCAUUCUUGCCAUUUCUCUGUUCUUUAAAUAUUUAAUCUCUUUGAGCCUGAUUUCCCCAUAUAAAAUGAGCCAAAUACUUAGUUUUUUCAGGAUUUGAUGAAAUGCAUUAGGUAAAGCACCUAGCAAGUGCUAGGCAGUGGGUACUUAGUUAUUUCUCUCCAGUCACCCUUACCCUCAUCCCACAGCUCUGAACUCAACAUAUUCUUUAAUAUUGAGGGGUUUUCUUGAGAGCGGAAUUAACUCCUCAGGUUCUGUUCUGGGGGUUCCUGAAAGGCAGAUGGAGAGACUAAGCUGAGACCAUGGCAGAUGUUCAGGAAAUAUUUGCUGAAUAGAUAGAUGCAUGAAUACUUCUUUCAGGCUCCAGCCGUCCUUCUCACUGGCCAGAUUUUUCUAGUUAUUGGUCCCUUAAAACAGACCUACCUCUUCAGAGUUAAGACUCCUGCUACCAUCCUCAUCUUUCUCUGAAGUCUCCUGUUUAAAAAAAAAAGUCAUGCAAGCUUCAUAUUCCACUCCAUAAUCUUUCUGUGUUUGUGAUAUACUACUUAUCAGGUACAGGAACGACCAUGUUUCUCCUAUAGCUCUGUACUGGGAAAGUGCACCCAGGGGUAUCAUGAGCUAGUAUGGGAAGCACAGUCUUAAAGAUGAUGGCUUGGUUUUUACCUCGGGACCGCCCUGUCUUAGAUCCCCCUCAUUCUCUGAAAACUUUUUUUUUUUUUAAUGCCUAAAUACUUUUUUUCCUAAAACAGAAGUUGUUAUCAGAAGUUAGGAUAGUGGUUCCUUCUGGAGGGAGGAGAUCGUGAUUGGGAGGAGACAUAACAGCAUCAUCCAGGACUCUGGUUAGUUCUGUCCCUUAACUUGGGUGGUGGUUUCACUGAUGAGUUCACUUUGUGAGCAUUCAUUUUACUACUACAACUUAUAAAUCUUUCUAUUUUAUGUUAUACUUCAGUUUAAUACUUCUGUUGAAAAAGAAUAUGUACCCGUUACAACAACUCUACUUCUAUCUAGUCCCCCAAGAUAACUCCUUAACAGUACAAGGUCUAUCUUUUCAAAUAUUUUUCUGUUCUGUUUGUUUUGGUAAUACAAGUGGGAUCGUACUAUAUAUGCUGUCGCUCAACUUGAUUUUUAUAACUAAUAAUAUAUUGUAGAUAAUUUUCAAAGUCUGUAAAUACAUAUACAGUCAUGCAUUGUUUAACACCCACAAUAUGUUCUGUGAAAUAGGAUGUUAUGCAAUUCGGGUGUUGUGUAAACACCUAGUUUAUCUAAGGUUUCCACAAAUUCCUUUGCUGCCUUUGCAUCAGCACUUGCAGGCUCACCACUCACUUUCACGUUAUGCAGUGCAAAACAUUGUUUGAAGCUCUUGAACCACCCAGAGUUAGCACUGAGCUUGAUACUGUAGUCUGGUCCUGUUUUUUCUUUAAGCAUCUCUGUCUUAGUUAUGUAUCCUGCUAUAACAGAAAUACCACCAGCAGAUGGCUUUAAUGAAGAGAAAUUUAUUCUGUCACAGUUCAGGAGACUAGAAGUCUAUAUUCAGGGUGCCAUCUCCAGGGGAAGGCUCGCUCUCUGUCAGCUGUGAGAGAAGGUCCUUAUCAAUCUUCUGAUCUAGGAGCUUCUCUGUGCAGGGACUCCAGGUCCAAAGGACACACUCUGUUCCCGGCACUACUCCCUUGGUGAUAUGAGGUCCCCUUAUCUCUCCGCUUGCUUCACUUUUUUAUAUCUCAAAAGGAAUUGACUUAAGACACAACCUAAUCAUAGUCCUGCCUCAUUAACAUAACUGCCUCUAAUCCUGCGUCAUUAAUAUCAUAGAGUUGGACUUACGACACAUAGGAAAAUCACAUCAGAUGACAAAAUGCUGGACAAUCGCACAAUACUGGGAAUCAUGGGCUAGCAAGUUGACACAUAUUUUUGAGGGGCACAAUUCAAUCCAUGACAUUCCACCCUUUGGCCCCCCAAAAUUCGUGUCCUUGCCACAUGUAAAACACAUUCACCCCGUCAAUAUCAUACCAGAACUAAUAAGUCAACUCCAACUUCAAAAUCCAAAAAUUUCUCUAUAAAAUCGAAAAUACAAGUUACCUGCUUCCAAAGUACAAUGGUGGAACAGGCACAAGCUAGACAUUUCCAUUUACAAAUGGGAAAAAUUGAAGGGAAAGACAGCAUGACAGGCGCCAAGCAAGUCAGCAGAGAAUGCAUUACCUUAGCCCUCAAGGCUUGAAAAUAACCCUCUGUUCUCCGAGACCAUUUACACACUGGCCCUGACCUCCAGACUCUGGGCUUCAGCUCCACCUUCUAGGCCCACUGGAAUGGCAACUCUUCUCCCUUGGCUUUGGGCAGCCCCAUUCUCCUAGUUCAUCUGAGUGGUGACUCUACCCUUUGAGACCCCAGAGGUCGUGGCAGCUCUGCUUCCUGUGUUCUUUGUCUCUUCUGCUUCCUGGUUCCUUGGCCCCUCGAGCCUCACCACCCACGUCUCCCCUUCUGGGGCAAGUGUUCCAAAGGUCUUUACCAAACCAAAAACCAAACCCGUUGCCGUUGAGUCGAUUGCGACCCACAGUGACCCUAUAGGACAGAGUAGACCUGCCCCAUAGAGUUUCCAAGGAGCACCUGGAGGAUUCGAACUGGUGACCCUUUGGUUUGCAGCCAUAGCACUUAGCCACUACGCCACCAGGGUUUCUGAAAGCUCUUUAGCUCCACCAAUAUGUGUCUGGAGGCACCCCAUUCCACCAGUAAACUUUGGCAGGAAGGCACUCAGCUCUCUUGUUCCAGCUUUCUUGCUCCGUGGGUCAGCAAGCCUAGCUCUAGCAAUAAGUGCUUGGAGGCACCCCACUGCGCCAGGAAGCUUCCUGUGCAAAGGCACUCAUCUCUCUGGCUCCAUGAGUCGAGUCUAGCACCAUCUUGAGCUGGUCUCCUAAUUCUGCUGCUGCCGUUUCUCUCUGCACCAUCUCCAGUGUAACAGCACUCCUCACCUCCUUCUGAAUCCACUAUCCAUUCAGUUUCAAAACUGCUUCCACGUUUUAGGUGUCUGUUAGAGUAGCACCCCACUUUCUCCGUACCAAAUUCUGUCUUAGCUAUCUAAUGCUGUAUAACAGAAAUAACCACAGUUGGAGGGCUUCAACAAACAGAAGUUUAUUCCCUCACAGUCUAAUAGGUUAGAAGUCCAAAUUCAGGGCCUUAGCUCCGGGGAAAGGCUUUUUCAAUCUCGUAGAUUGAGUCCUGCCUCAUUAACAUAACUGCCUCUAAUCCUGCUUCAUUAACGUCAUAGAGGUAGGAUUUAUGACACAAGAAAACCACAUCAGAUGACAAAAUGGUGGACAGUCACACAAUAUUGGACAUCAUGGCCUAGCCAAGUUGACAUACUUUUGGGGGACACAAUUCAGUCCAUGACAAUUUUGAACAAGCUUCGUGCCUUAGCAGUGAUCGUCAGUGUGCUGUGAGGGAUUCGUUUUUGUGUUUGGUCCUCAACCCACAUCAUUAGCAAUUUCUCCAUAUCUGGUAUAGGUCCCUCUCACAUUUUCAUUAGCCUUGCAGCUUUCAGUGGAGCCCAUCCUAUAACAGCUUGGAGAAUUUCAUCUUUGUUUUUGAUGUUUCGUCCACUACAUGCUGUUCUCCAAUCAGGUUGUCUGAACUCUGUUAUAACCUUAUGGGACCAUGGACAUACACACAGUUAGACGUUGCCUGGACGGAUUUUAUGUGGUGCAUGACUGUAUAUACAUAUUAUAUAUUUUUAUAAACCUUGGAAUAUUUUAGCAUUGAUCUAUAAUUUAACUUCCCCUAUUUUUUUUUAUUGAUGCUUAUCCCUAAAAAUCUAAAGAACCUUUAAAAUACCAUUUCUAUAAGUAUAAGCCAAGUUAUUUUAAAAACGAACACAGUAACUUUAUGAAACACCUGUAUGUAGUAAAGCAAUGAAAAUGUCAUUUAAUUUCUGUCCACAUUUGAUUAGGGACUGUCGUUUCAAAGAACUAUUAGUAUACUUUUUUCCAUUAAAAGUAAUUUAUACUAAGUAUAGAAAAUUUGAAGAAUAAAGAAAAAAAUAACCUCA
Loxodonta africana (African savanna elephant) is the source of this 8697-nucleotide messenger RNA. Its product is annotated as nucleolar protein 10. The record is from RefSeq and is a predicted model, not a curated record. Gene Ontology annotation, molecular function: protein binding. Gene Ontology annotation, cellular component: 90S preribosome; nucleolus; nucleus. NCBI's taxonomy places the organism in Eukaryota, Metazoa, Chordata, Mammalia, Proboscidea, Elephantidae. The transcript has 19 exons. Bases 289 to 2331 code for a protein of 680 amino acids. Gene Ontology annotation, biological process: maturation of SSU-rRNA from tricistronic rRNA transcript (SSU-rRNA, 5.8S rRNA, LSU-rRNA).